Molecule: messenger RNA, 2894 nt
Organism: Fopius arisanus
Lineage: Eukaryota; Metazoa; Arthropoda; Insecta; Hymenoptera; Braconidae
Gene: Hsc70Cb
Product: heat shock protein 70Cb
Exons: 9
Coding region: 296-2824 (842 amino acids)
Biological process (GO): protein folding
Cellular component (GO): cytosol; nucleus
Molecular function (GO): ATP binding; ATP-dependent protein folding chaperone
Source: RefSeq, a predicted model, not a curated record
CAACGUCAGUCAACACAACGGAAACUUCCGAGGGGCAAUCGAGCAAUAGCAAGCAAUCGUUUACCAGAAAUCCAUGCUAACUCAUCCACAAAACUUCCAGUCUCUGGACAUUGUCAACUAUUUAUUCUCUUUGAAUAAACAUUGUACGGUAUAAAUUGAUAAACAAUCGACGUAUAUCGAGUGGAGAGACAUCGAUUCUGAUAAAAUCUUGUGUGAUCAGUGAUUGGGGGACGUAAAAAUAUUGUUUGCUGGAAUAAUUGUUGGUGACUCGUGUUUCUGGGGCUGAGGAACAGAAAUGGCUGCUAUGUCCGUCAUUGGAAUUGACUUUGGCAACGAGAGUUGCUAUGUGGCUGUUGCGAGGGCUGGUGGCAUUGAAACCAUUGCCAAUGAUUAUAGUUUACGGGGUACACCAUCAUGCGUUGCAUUCAGCGGAAAAAAUCGUAUUCUGGGAGUUGCCGCCAAGAAUCAGAUGGUGACAAAUAUGAAGAACACAGUUUUUGGAUUUAAGAGAUUACUCGGUAGAAAGUACAAUGAUCCGCAGGUCCAGAAGGAGUUGCGUUCUCUGCCGUACAAAGUAACAGCACAACCAGAUGGGACUAUUGGCAUACAUGUACAAUAUCUAGGUGAAGAGCACAUAUUCACCCCAGAACAGAUAACAGCGAUGCUCUUCACUAAACUGAAAGAAAUAUCGGAGACAGCAUUGCAGACGGCUGUCAAUGACUGUGUGAUUUCUGUGCCCUCGUACUUCACACAGUCUGAGCGUCUAGCUCUCUUCGAUGCUGCAAGAAUUGCUGGCCUAAAUGUAUUGCGUCUGUUCAACGAAACGGCUGCCACCGCCCUGUGCUAUGGCAUUUACAAACAGGAUUUACCUGCACCGGAAGCACCACCGCGUAAUGUAGUGUUUGUUGAUUGUGGUUACGCUAGCCUUCAAGUCAGCAUUGCCGCUUUUCAUAAAGGAAAACUCAAGAUGUUGGCGAGUACUGCAGAUCCUAAUUUAGGUGGUCGAGACAUUGACACGAUUCUUGCAAAUCAAUUCUGCAAGGAUUUCCAGGCCCGCUACAAGAUUGAUGCCCAUUCAAAUGCUCGUGCCUAUCUACGACUUCUCGCUGAAGUUGAGAAAAUCAAGAAGCAAAUGUCAGCUAAUUCAACGAAACUACCUCUCAACAUCGAGUGUUUUAUGGAGGAGAAGGAUGUUCAUGGGGAUAUGAAACGAGAAGACAUGGAGGGCAUGUGCCAGCACCUCUUUAGCCGUGUCGAGGCGACGAUGAAGAAGUGCCUUCGAGAUUCUGGCCUCAAACUCGAGGAAAUCCACUCAGUGGAGAUUGCUGGGGGCUCCAGCAGAAUUCCAGCGAUCAAAAGGCUCGUGGAGGAAGUGUUUGGGAAAACAGCGUCCACAACUCUGAAUCAGGACGAGGCAGUGGCACGAGGAUGUGCUUUGCAGUGUGCCAUGUUGAGUCCAGCUAUCAGAGUUCGUGAGUUUGCUGUCACUGACAUUCAGCCUUAUCCAGUGAAAAUUAAAUUCGACCCCCCAGAGGGCGAGGAUGAGGAACUCGAAGUAUUUUCUUACAACCAUGUAUUCCCAUUCUCAAAGUCUCUCACUCUCAAGAGAAUAAAUCCAGUCUCUCUGAUUGCCACUUACGCCUCUCAGCCACCAAAUUAUCCGACAGCACAUAUAGGCAUUUGGCAAGUGAAAAAUAUCAAGCCCACGCCUGAGGGUGAGCCCUCGAAAGUGAAGAUCAAGGUGAGACUCAACCUGAAUGGGAUCUUCACGGUGACAUCAGCUGUUCUAGUGGAAAAACGUGAAUUGACUGAACAGGAGAUCGAGGAAGAGGAGAAACAACAGGCGAACAACAUGGAAGCAGAGCAGGACAAGUCCGACCAGGCUGCCCAGGCUAAGGAGCCACCGGCCCAAGAGGUGCGCGUGGAUAAGGGCCAACGAGACUCAGACGCUGAGGAUGAUGGAAGAUGUUCCAAGGGCUCUGGCCCAUCCUAUUCCUCCAGGAUUCGAUCUUGGUUCAGCUCGGGCGACGACAAGGAGGAUGGAAAAGGCAAGAAGAAGACCCCAGUGCGCCUGAUUGACCUUCCAAUCGAGGUACUGACGUCAAAUCUCCCCCAGCACGAGCUGGACAUUGCCCAGGAAAAAGAAUGCAAGAUGGUAGCUGAAGAUCGCCAGGAGAAGGAGCGAAUUGACGCAAGAAAUGCCCUUGAGGAGUACGUGUACGAUCUGCGAGGAAAGAUAUCCGACAAGGAUCAACUGGCGAAUUACAUAACCGAGGAGAACCGAGUGCGUCUCAGCAGAACCCUAGAUGACACUGAGAAUUGGCUGUACGAAGAGGGCGAGGAAUGCAAUAGACAGGUAUACCAGGAUCGUUUGUCCCAGUUGAAGAGUCACGGUGAGCCCAUAAAAGAAAUAAAAAAUGAGUACGAGGGCAGACAGGCGGCCUUGAGUGACCUCGCAGCCACCCUGCAGCUGGCCAAAAAGGGAUACGAUCAGAUAAAACAUAGCAAGGAUGAUAAAUACUGUCAUGUCACUGAUGAGGAGCUCAAAACACUGGGUAAUGUCUUCAAGGAGAAGUGGCAGUGGCUCGAGCAGGCACACAGCACCUUCUCCUCAACUCCUCGCACCCAGAUGCCUUCGAUCACUCUAGCACAAGUUCGUCAGGUGAAACACACUGUCGAUACAACUGUCAAUCCAAUUAUCAAUAAACCAAAGCCCAAGGUUGAGCCUCCCAAAGAGGACAAAACGGAGAAGAGUGAGGAUGUCAAGAAUCAUGAGAAUAAUCAGGAUAUCCCGAGCAAGGAUGAUAACAUGGAUGUCGAGUAGAUCCACAUAUUUAUAUCACGUUUCCAUGAAACUAUUAUUGCGGUUAAUAAAUCUGUUCGACGAGUACUUA